UUCGUGAUUCAUGCCUAAACUUAUAUAAACACAUAUGGUGAAGAAACAUAUUUAAAGAUAUAUUUGUAAUUUGGCUGAUAGGCAGUAUUGUUUUGCGAGCGUUGAACCUUUAGCGCAUGAAUCAUGAAAAACAUGUUGCAAGCAUAGUAAUAAAUAAUUGACUCAGACAUAAGUACAUAGAUAGAUUUAUAUUAGAGCGCGUUUCGCGUGUGUACAAUACAACUGACGUUGUACGGCUAAGUUUGUAAAAAUGUUUGGUGUUACAAUUAAAUAAAAAAGGAAUAAUGUAAAAUAUAAAAAACAAUACUAAAUGUUUUUUUAAUAACUCGUAUAUAAGUUAGAUACAAAAGAGUUCGUCAGUUUGAUAGCAUCACAGAAGGAAAUGUUACAAUUCUGAGAGCCGCAUCAAAGAGCAGGUUGCAAGCAAAUAGAUAAUGUUUAUUUUUCACAUAACAGAAAGAGAAACAAAAUGGAUAUGAUGUCAAACAAAGACAAAUUUUAUGACCAGACAAAUGUGUCCUGCUCCGCGUUUAGAACUACACAGUUGGAUUUUGUUACAAACAUAAUUUUGUGUUUAGUUCUUUCUGUUUUCAUGUUUGGUGCACUUAUACUCAAUGCAAUUGUCAUUGUGUACAUUAACAAAAGGCGGAAACACAAAGAGUUUACACGAUUUUUUCUAACGUCAUUAGCAACCGUAGAUUUACUUGUUGGAAUAACUUUGAUGCCAUUUAGUAUUGCAAAUGAAUUCAUGGAAAUGAAACAAUUACUUGGAGUAACAGCGUGUUCUGCGAUGAACAGUUUAGACGUCAUGCUUACGUCUGCAUCAAUAAUUCAUUUGUCUGUUUUAACUUUUGAACGUUACAUAGCCUUAUGUAAACCCUUUUCAUAUGGACGGGUGUGCAACAGGAAGAAUAUGUUUAUAAUGUUUAUUAUGUCUUGGAUUCUUGUUGCAACAGUUUCAUUCGGUUUCAUCAUGCCGGGAUUUCACCAUCUCGGAAUUGAUCCGUUUAUAUUAACUUGCAUAGAGAACGUCUCCCGACAGUGUAGAUUUGUUGUAAAUAUAUAUUAUGAUCUAAUCAUAUCGUCUGUUACCAUUUUCAUUCCGGGAUUUUUCAUAUUCGGGUUUAACACACUUGUUAUGAAACAUGUUCGGAAACAAAGUACAAAAAGAAAAUUUUAUCUGACUUGUGGCGGACAAAGUCGAAAUCAUAGGAACGGAAGUGAAUCCCAGAGUUUGCAUAUUGCAAAAACAAUAGCAGUUCUUACAGGAAGUUUCUUUCUUUUCUGGUCACCUUUCUUCAUUGUUACAAAGAUUUUAGUAUUCACAAAAUACAACAUGCCUUACAUUGUCGAGAUAGCGGUUAUUUGGCUAGGAUAUGCUAAUUCGUGUAUUAAUCCCUUGCUGUUCCUUCUUUUACAAAGUAAGACAUGUAUAGGGAAAAGGUAAACAUGGUAAAAAUGUCUUUACUUAUAAUUAAUUCAUUUAUAAUAAGUUGAUUCAAUAUUGCAUAUAUGUUUUGAAUUGUUCAACUUAACAAAAAUUUAAAGAAAUUUAUUUUUCAAUGACAAAACAUCUUUUGCAAGAAAUAUUAAAAUAGUGAUACUAAAUAUUCAUAGAUAUAGUACAACAUGUAUUUUGAAAGGAAAUAAAAGAAAAAUAUCUUGUCAUUCAAAACUUUAAAUUUAAGUUUUCCGGCAAUACUUAUGAAUUAUCAAACGUGUUUUUGCAGUGUAGUUUAAACCCCUUCCCCAAUUGAUAUUACAUUGUAUUUAUUUUUGUUAAGUUUGUAAUGUUUUAACGUUUUUUAAAGCUUUCAAAAACGAAAAUUCUUUUGCUUUUAGCUGA
Messenger RNA from Ruditapes philippinarum (Manila clam), 1846 nucleotides. RefSeq names its product 5-hydroxytryptamine receptor 4-like. Gene Ontology annotation, cellular component: dendrite; membrane. The record is from RefSeq and is a predicted model, not a curated record. Gene Ontology annotation, molecular function: G protein-coupled serotonin receptor activity; neurotransmitter receptor activity. NCBI's taxonomy places the organism in Eukaryota, Metazoa, Mollusca, Bivalvia, Venerida, Veneridae. The transcript has a single exon. Gene Ontology annotation, biological process: chemical synaptic transmission; G protein-coupled receptor signaling pathway, coupled to cyclic nucleotide second messenger. The coding region runs from base 470 to 1447 and encodes 325 amino acids.